CGUGGCCAAUGAUCUGCAAGUAGAAUAACUAAAGUAGAGACAGAGGAGAGAUUUCAUAAAUGCUCUCCGCAGGCCGACAGUGAGGAUGAGCGCAGCAGCACAGCCGGAUAUGAAGCAAGAGGUGAUGAAGAGCGGCAGCCAGGUGGUUUAGUCCAUUUAUUAAUUUUGUCCAUUAGUCCGGGUCAUUUCAUUGAUGCACCGGCGGCGGCGGCGGCGGCGGCGGCUCGGUACAGGCCAUCAGGAAACACGCUCCGUCCUCAAUAUGCUGCCGAAACCCGAGGCGCUGCAGCGGCGGAGCGGAUUCAUGGGACGCGCGCAUUGAAAGACCCGUCCGCGCCUCCUCCUCCUCCUCCUCCUCCUCCCCCUCCUCCUCCUCCUCCUCCUCCCCGGGGGUGUGUGGAGGAGAGAGCGCUUCCAGCCCCGCAGCCGCCGAUGCCCGGAGGAGGCGAGCAGCCCGCGCGCACGACGGGGACGGGAGCGGCGGCGGUACCCAGCAGGCGUCGGUGUGUCUGAUCCGGGCUCCGGCUCCGCCGAGGUUAUGGGCUGCGCUCCCAGCAUCCACGUCUCUCAGAGCGGGGUGAUCUACUGCCGGGACUCCGACGAGUCCAACUCCCCCCACCAGACCACCACCAUCUCCCAGGGCACCGCGGCCACGCUGCACGGGCUCUUCAUCAAGACCGACGCGGCGGAGACCAUCCCGUCCGUCAUCACCUACCAGAGCCGCCACUCGCGCAACAACUCGUGCCGGGAUCGGAAGGAGAACAGCGGGGGGCACGUCCGCAUCGAGGCCGAGACGCAGACCAGCCACACCAGCGUCAAGGUCUCAUCCACAGAAGAAUGUGUAGGACCUAUGAGACUGACCCAAGAGCCCAUUCAGGUCCUGCUGGUGUUCGCCAAGGAGGACAGCCAGAGCGACGCCUUCUGGUGGGCGUGCGACCGCGCCGGCUUCAGGUGCAACAUCGCCCGCACGCCCGAGUCUGCGGUGGAAUGCUUCCUCGACAAGCAUCACGAGAUCAUCGUCAUCGACGGGCGCCACUCACGCUACUUUGAGCCCGAGGCGGUCUGCCGGAUGAUCCGUGCCACAAAGCCGUCUGAGAACACGGUCAUUCUCGCCGUUCUUCCACAAAAACCGCCGGACCAGGAGGAGCCAUCUGUUCUUCCUCUCCUCUGUGCUGGAUUCAGCAGAAGGUUUGUGGAGAACAGCAGCGUGUCGGCCUGCUACAACGAGCUCAUCCAGAUUGAACAUGGAGAGGUGCGCUGUCAGUUCAAACUCAGGGCUUGUAACUCAGUCUUCACUGCUCUGGAGCACUGUCAGGAAGCUGUGGAGAUCACCAGUGAAGACCACAUCAUACAGUAUGUGAACCCAGCGUUCGAGCGGAUGAUGGGCUAUCAUAAGGGGGAGCUGAUCGGGAAGGAGCUGACCGAACUUCCCAAGAGCGACAAGAACCGAGCGGACCUGCUGGACACCAUCAACACCUGCAUCAAAAAAGGAAAGGAAUGGCAAGGUAUUUACUACGCCAGGAAGAAGACGGGCGACAGUAUACAGCAGCACGUGAAGAUAACGCCAGUCAUCGGCCAGGGAGGGAAAAUUCGCCAUUUUGUAGCUAUCAAGAGGCCUCAUAUUGACAACAACAAUCAGGUCCACAAGUCCAACAAAGACGAGCGGUGCAGCGGGGAGCAUUCUCAGUCCGAGUGCCAUUCUCUACGUCACCGAGACCGCAGGAAAGACUCCAUGGACGCCAGAUCGCUCAGCUCCCGCGGCAGUGACGCUCCCAGUUUACAGAAUCGAAGAUAUUCCUCAGUCGCCCGGAUUCAUUCAAUGACAAUCGAGGCUCCCAUCACAAAGGUAAUAAACAUCAUCAACGCCGCCCAGGAGAGCAGCCCGGUCACCGUGGCCGAGGCGCUGGACCGCGUGCUGGAGAUCCUGAGAACCACGGAGCUCUACUCCCCUCAGCUCGCCUCCAAAGAGGACGACCCCCACACCAACGACCUAGUCGGGGGGCUCAUGAGUGAUGGGCUGCGGCGACUCUCGGGGAAUGAAUAUGUUUUCUGUAAAAAUAUGAGCCAGAGCCAGCUGGCCAUUCCAGUCACUCUGAACGACGUCCCUCCGUCCAUCGCCGAGAUGCUGAAUGAUGAGGAGUGCUGGGAGUUCAACAUCCUGGAGCUGGAGGCGGCCACGCACAAAAGACCUCUCACGUACCUGGGCCUGAAGAUUUUCACCAGCUUCGGCGUGUGUGACUUCUUGAACUGCUCGGAGGCGAUGCUGCGCUCCUGGCUGCAGCUGAUCGAGGCCAGUUACCACUCCUCCAACUCCUACCACAACUCCACGCACGCCGCCGACGUGCUGCACGCCACCGCGUACUUCCUACGCAAGGAGAGAGUCAAGAGCAGUCUGGACCAGCUGGACGAGGUGGCGGCGCUGAUCGCGGCGACGGUGCACGACGUGGACCACCCGGGCCGCACCAACUCCUUCCUGUGCAACGCCGGCAGCGAGCUGGCCAUCCUGUACAACGACACGGCCGUCCUGGAGAGCCACCACGCCGCCCUCGCCUUCCAGCUCACCGUCCGGGACGGCAAGAGCAACAUCUUCAAGAACAUCGACAGGAAUCAGUUCCGGACGCUGCGGCAGGCCAUCAUCGACAUGGUGCUGGCCACGGAGAUGACCAGACACUUUGAGCACGUCAGCAAGUUCGUCAACAGCAUCAACAAGCCGAUGGCGGCCAUCGAGGAGACCAGCACGAGUAGCAUAAACAGCGACUGCGAGGGUCAGGCCAACAUCAGGAACUCCCCAGAGAACCGCCUGCUGAUAAAAAGGAUGCUGAUCAAGUGUGCAGAUGUGGCAAACCCCUGCAGACCCCUGGAGCUCUGCAUCGAGUGGGCCGGACGGAUCUCCGAGGAGUACUUUGCGCAGACGGACGAGGAGAAGAGACAGGGGCUGCCGGUGGUGAUGCCAGUGUUCGACAGGAACACCUGCAGCGUUCCCAAAUCGCAGAUUUCCUUCAUAGACUACUUCAUCACCGACAUGUUCGACGCCUGGGAUGCCUUUGCCAGCCUGCCGGGUUUGAUGGAGCACCUGUCGGAGAACUACAAGUACUGGAAGAACUUGGACGAGAUGAAGUGUAAGAGCCUGCGCCCGCCGCCUCCGUCCUGACCGCGCCGCCGUCGCCUCCUGGCGCCCGUCGGUCCGGGCAGGGCAGGACAGUGAACGCAGCGCCGCGAGCGGGACGGUUCGGCCAUCUUCGGCGGAGCUCCGCGAACCUCCCGGGACCCGGUCGGCGGUCCGGCGGCGGCGGGCGGGGGAGGGGGACUCCGGGAGCCGACGCCGGGGGGGAAACCGUCUCCGUCUCAAAUCACAGCCUCUUUUCUCGUGUGGCUCCAGCUGGACGCGGCGUCCCGCCAGCGGAGAACAGGUUGUCAUUUGAGCCCCACCCCCCCACCCCUCCGUUGUCACUUUAUGACCCCCGUGAAGUAUUCCUUAGAGCACCUCUAUGAAACUGUGGCCCUCGCGGCCCUCGUGACAAUCUGUACCGUACAGUGUAACGCGCAGGAAAACCUGCACUUCAGCGGAUCCAGAUAUUUUUUUCCUUCUCUGCUCUUUAUUUUGCUUGUUUUUUGCUUUUCACAGUUUAAAAAAACACUUUUUCAUGAUAUUUCUGUACAUGUUGGUAAAAGAUAUAUGAAGGAGAAGCUGCAGGCACGGACUGUAAAUGUGAGUGAGGGCGCCUCGUCCAGCCUCCUUUUCAAGUGGCCAACUCGUCAGAUUUCACGGAUUUCAGUGUGAGAAACUCUCUGACCUGCGUCUAGGACCAAAUUGCUAACAAUCCCUGAUUUCCGCAGGAAAAAGAUUUAAUAAUAAGGAACUCUGCGCGCGGUUGGCCGAGCAGGAUGAUGCAGUACCAGGUUUUCUAAAGACCCAGCCUCACAGACUGAGGUGCCGUCGAAGGAGGGCUGCUCAACGUCUACUUUAUACUUUUUUGGUUUUUUUUGGGGGGGUGUUUAUUGCUGGAUUUUUACAUCAUGUAGCUGCAGGAUCGAUUGUUAAACGUCUCACCAGGUUAAAACUCACUGUUGUACUUUCUUCUCGAUCACCAUUCUUUGUGCACUGUGAAAGCAGCCAGUUGAGCGUAACGUCAGAACAGCCCUACUUGCACUGUAUCAGAGCUGUUUAGCAAUCAGACACUACAUCCAUAGCUUCGUGACACUAACUGUAGACACUUACACCCAGAGGAGAAAAUAAUAAAUGAAUGAAUAAUUUAAGGACACUGGCUGUAGUGACGUUAAGCAAACCCAGUGAAGUAUUUGUGGUGGAGUGUGGACUGCCGAUCCACGCCUCCUCCGGCUCUGCCUCUCGCCGUAGCUUCUGUUCACUUUUACUGCGUCUGUGCGUUCACCUUCCACUCACUCUGUGAAUCAUUUCAGCUCAAAUAAUUUUUAUUAUCAUAAAACGACCCGAACAAUCAGUGGAGAAGACAGACUCCCUCUCACCUGGAGGAAAAUCUCCAGCGCAUCUCCUCCUACGACCAGACGGCCAGAGAAAGAUUUAAAUGCAAUCUACAGUGUAUUUACAAUAAAUAUCAGCUUUAAAUGUAAAAAGAAGAAGCUUCUAAAAGCCUAAAAACGGGCUCAGAGGCCACAUUGUGGCAUCGCACACCACCGAUCUGCAGGCGUCGGAAAGAAGUCAGAAAAUUAGGGCAUAUAGAAAAAAAAAGUAGAUUAGAGAGUAGAUCAUAGAAUUCCUUUGAGGUGCUUGCCCCCUGCUGGCUCUGUGAAAGUAUUUCGUAUAGACGUGCGCACAUAAAGCUGUGUAUUAUCUAUUAGAGAAGUAAGAACUGACCCACUAUCUUUCCAAACAGAAACGACAUUAAAUCAGCUUUUUUUUCUGCAUCACUUUCCUCAAGUUUUCACUUGCGAAGGUGUUGAAACCACCGCUGCUGGCCCUGCGUCUGUAAAGUUUCACCUUUCAAUUAGAAAUCAAAAUAGGAAAUUUCUGAGUGAACCACAGCUGCGCAGAGAUUAUGUAGUUUCAUUAAAAUGUGUCGGCGGUUCCAUAUUUCCAUCCACGUGGAGGUUGGUAGUGAAGUAGGAGGACAUGUAGCUCUGUGUGUAGAAUAUGUGUGUUUUUAACCCCGAGGACACACACACUGCAGUGUUAACCAAAGGCACAGAGAGCUUAUUACAGGUGCCUUAUUUUUUCAUUCUCUUUUACAGAAACUUAGCUGUUUUGGUUGCGACGGCUCCUCCACUCCUGUAUAAGCUAAAAGAAAAAAAAAAAAAAAAAAGCAAGAAAAGCCAUAUGUGUUCUAGAUAUUUUUCAAAAAAACAAA
This is a messenger RNA of Salarias fasciatus (jewelled blenny), 5324 nucleotides long. RefSeq names its product phosphodiesterase 8B (gene pde8b). Gene Ontology annotation, biological process: signal transduction. Bases 539 to 3151 code for a protein of 870 amino acids. Gene Ontology annotation, molecular function: 3',5'-cyclic-nucleotide phosphodiesterase activity. The transcript is spliced from 22 exons. Lineage: Eukaryota; Metazoa; Chordata; Actinopteri; Blenniiformes; Blenniidae. The record is from RefSeq and is a predicted model, not a curated record.